Molecule: messenger RNA, 951 nt
Organism: Manduca sexta (tobacco hornworm)
Lineage: Eukaryota; Metazoa; Arthropoda; Insecta; Lepidoptera; Sphingidae
Product: WD repeat-containing protein 19-like
Exons: 5
Coding region: 1-951 (316 amino acids)
Biological process (GO): intraciliary retrograde transport; cilium assembly
Cellular component (GO): intraciliary transport particle A; cilium
Source: RefSeq, a predicted model, not a curated record
AUGCGAGGAGUCACCACCGCUAUGAAGCACUCGGAAGACCACAACCUGAUCAAGGACUGCGCACAACUUCUAGAAGAGGAGAAGCAGUUCAACCACGCUGCAGCGCUUUACGACCACUAUGCGAGGGCUAAGGAGGCAGAAGGGAGGUACCACGAUGCUUUGAAGUCGUAUUUGAAAGCCCAAGACUACGAAGCGGCGAUUCGAUUGAACUUGGACAAAUUGGACGAUAUCGAUGAAGCUGUCAAUCUUGUCCAAGAGACGAAAUCCGUUCAAGGGGCCAAAAUGGUGGCCAACUAUUUCCAGAAUAGUGAUGAUCCGACGUCAGCUAUAAAGUUCCUAGUGAUGUCCCUAUGUUACGACGAUGCGUUUAAUUUAGCCAGAAAGAACGGGAAACUGCAUUUGUACGGGGAGAUAUUGAUACAGACUUCGCAAGCGAGGCCGGAGGAUUUCAAGAGUCUUGCGUUACAUUUCGAAGGGGAGAAGAACCAUUUACUGGCCGGCAAGUUUUAUUUUCAUGCUGGGGAGCACAGUAAGGCGAUGUCGCACUUACUAAAGGCUGGCGGUUCGGAGGAGGACGAGAAUGAAGCGAUCACGGUUGCGAUAGAUGCGGCCGCCGCUAGUGAUGACGAGAGACUUACUAGGAGGUUGAUAGAGUUUCUUCUGGGCGAGACGGAUGGUACACCGCGAGAACCGCGUCAUCUGUUCAGACUAUAUAUGGCUAAGAAGCAGUUCACCGAGGCCGCCAAGACUGCGGUGAUCAUAGCGGGCGCGGAGUGUCGCGCGGGCGGUACCGCGGGUGCGACGUGGCGCGCGGCAUACCAAGUGUCGAUCUUGACGUCGACAGUGAUCGAAUGCAGCCGCGCCGGACUCAAGCACCAGGCGCAUCACUGGGCCAAGGUGCUCAUGCAGCCGGAGUACAGAUCACAGGUGUAUUCAUUUUGUAUUAAAUAG